Molecule: messenger RNA, 1709 nt
Organism: Lampris incognitus (smalleye Pacific opah)
Lineage: Eukaryota; Metazoa; Chordata; Actinopteri; Lampriformes; Lampridae
Product: butyrophilin subfamily 3 member A3
Exons: 10
Coding region: 153-1355 (400 amino acids)
Molecular function (GO): protein binding
Source: RefSeq, a predicted model, not a curated record
CCCGCAUGUAAACAAGGUCAGACACUGCAGCAGCCAGCCAGCCAGUCAGUCCCGACGCUCCUCCGGCUCCGCUUCCAGUCGCUCCUGCAGGAGGAGGACACUAAAGCUUUCCCACCCAAUCAUCCCAGGGAGGAAUCCAGCACAGAUCUACCAUGAUGCUGCAGUGUUUCCACUUCAUGGUGGAGCCGGCCAAGAACAUAACGGUCAAGCUCAAGGAAUCUCGCAAGAGGGCACAGAAUGAAAAUAGAGAGCCGUUGGAGGAGAACCAACUCUUCAUUGUGGAGCUGGCGAGGGACCUCAGUCGAGUGUGCCAGAAGUCCGAAGUUCUGGAGAACAUCUGGAACCUGGAUGACACCUGGCCCACUCCUGUCUGCAGGGCCUUCAUCUUAGAGUGGGCCUCAAUGCUGGAGAGCAAGAAGAGGCCAAUGCAGACGGAUGGUUGGCCAGAGAAUGUGGAGGUUAAAGAUCAGGACCUGGCUGAUGAGCAGGACAUGCACCAGGCCAAGAUGGUGAUCCUCAACUGGACCAAGGACCUCAGAGCCCAGCCUGAGCAAAGUGUGUGGCCUGGCGAGCCCGUGGCGAAGGUUCUGGACGAUCUGCAGUCCGCAUGGCGGUGGGGCCGCGUGCCCACCCUGGUGACUGCUAUGGAGCUGGUUAUGUGGACGUUAAUGUCGCAGUGCCUGGAUAAGGAGACCAUACCCCAAAAAUGGCUUAUGUGGAAGCAGAGGACUAAGAAGAUUGCUGCGAUCCAUUACAUCCCUCACUCAGUGUGGGAGUGGAUUGUGGAGGCUGCAGUGGAGGUGACGCUGGACCUGGACACAGCCAACCCCGAUCUGCUGAUCUCCAACGACGAGAAGAGGAUGCGCUGUGGCUUUGAGAGGAAGGAUGUGCCCAACUACCACCAGCGCUUCGAUGGCUGGUGGUGCGCUGUGGGCGUGGAUGGCUUCAAGACCGGCCGCCACUACUGGGAGGUGGAAGUGGGGGAGCAGGACUGGCGGCUGGGCGUGGCCAAAGAGUCGGCGCUGAGGAAGGGGUUCAAGUCCCUGAACACUAACACAGGCUACCUGACCCUGCGCCUGGAGAGGGGCACCGAGCUGAAAGCCCUGACUGUGCCCUUCACCGCCUUGCCCCCGGGCCUCAUUCCCCGCAAGGUGGGCGUCUACCUCGACUACGACCGGGGCCAGCUGUCCUUCUAUGACGUGGAGAGCCGCGCCCACAUCUAUACCUACAACGAGAGCUUCACAGAGAAGCUGUUCCCCCUGUUUGGCACAGUGGAGAUUGUAAAGGACCUGGUAAUCCGGUCCCCAAUGCCCCGAACCCACUGUCUAUGCCCCACGACCUGCCUCUGGGGUUGAGCCAUCUCUACCUUUGCACAUUCCUCGUGAUUCCUCUCUCUCGAUCACUCCAGUAGACAAACAUCAGUAUGUACAAAAAGUGAGUCCCAUGUAAUUACAGGGAGUAAUCAGAGAUCUAUAACGACAAAAGAUAAUCAUCAUGCUAUCGGAUAGCAGCUGUAUGUGAAGCCACCCUCAGUGCUACUGCUUCGACGUGAUUGUUCCCGCCUCUCCCUCACUAGUUCUAGUGUUGCUCUGUGCUCACAUACGUGCUGUGUUUUCACACAUCGAAAAGAAUACAGCGUCGAAGCCAUGUAUUGUGCAAUAUUAAUCCUGCAGUAACAAUGCACUUUCUGUGAAUAAUGAAUAAACCAA